UUCAUAAUUCAAAAGUCUUGUUCACUCUACUAGUACCAUUUUUCUCUUCCAAAAAAAAAAAAAAAAAAAAGAGCAUGAAAAACCUCUCGUUAGUUGGGAAUGAUCGGAUGAUUAAUCAUGGCCAGGUGGUGGUGGGCCCCACAUAAGCCGAGGAAGAAGCUUGGUUUACGCGGGCGGUGCCAUCUCUCUUGCGACAGUACGGGUGGGGUGGGGUUGAUUUGUUGCCGUUGAUUCUUGGAAUUUCUGACAAUGGCGUCGCGAGGUUCCUCCUCUUCCACCAAUGGCUUGUUGACGUCCUCUGCCGCUGCCGCCCCGCGCAAUGCUUACCAGACAGACGUGGAGGCCGGCAAGGACGGCGGUCAGCAAGACGGGCACUUUGACGAGACCGCCGACGAUGCCUCGUCUGCUGAUCCCUUCGACAUUGCCAACACCAAGAAUGUGCCUCUGGAGACGCUCAAACGAUGGAGGCAAGCAGCACUAGUGUUAAAUGCUUCCCGCCGUUUUCGGUACACUUUGGACUUGAAAAAGGCAGAAGAGAAAGAGCAAAGGAGGAGGAUGAUUAGAUCACAUGCACAAGUCAUAAGAGCAGCAUUGCUUUUCAGAAUGGCUGGGGAACGGCAAAUUGUAUUGGGCCCAACUGUCGCUCCUCCAUCUCCAAAUGGUGAUUAUGCCAUUGGGCUAGAACAGCUUGCUUCAAUGACCAGGGAUCACAACAUUUCUGCUUUACAACAAUAUGGAGGGGUCAAAGGCUUAUCAGCUAUGCUGAAAACAAAUCUAGAGAAGGGAGUUGUUGGGGAUGAGAAUGAUUUGUUCAAACGAAGGAAUGCAUUUGGAUCAAAUACAUACCCUCGGAAAAAAGGGCGGAGUUUCUUGCGGUUCCUCUGGGAAGCUUGGCAAGAUUUAACUCUCAUCAUAUUAAUUGUAGCCGCUGUGGUGUCGUUGGUGCUUGGAAUAAAAACAGAGGGUCUUGAAGAGGGAUGGUAUGAUGGGGGAAGCAUUGCCUUUGCUGUCUUGCUUGUCAUAGUUGUUACAGCUGUUAGUGAUUAUCGUCAGUCUCUUCAGUUUCAAAAUUUAAAUGCAGAAAAGCAAAAUAUACAGCUGGAGGUCAUGAGAGGCGGAAGAGCAGUAAAAAUUUCCAUAUUUGAUAUUGUUGUUGGUGAUGUGGUACCUCUUAAGAUAGGUGAUCAGGUCCCUGCUGAUGGAAUUUUAAUUACUGGUCAUUCUCUUGCGAUUGAUGAAUCAAGCAUGACUGGCGAAAGCAAGAUUGUUCGCAAGGAUCACAAAGCACCCUUUCUAAUGUCUGGUUGCAAAGUGGCAGAUGGUGUUGGUACAAUGCUGGUAACUGGCGUUGGAAUUAAUACAGAAUGGGGAUUGUUAAUGGCAAGUAUAUCAGAGGAUACAGGUGAAGAAACGCCUUUACAGGUACGCUUGAAUGGAGUGGCAACUUUCAUAGGCAUUGUUGGGCUUUCGGUGGCUGUUUCUGUGCUUGCCGUACUUUUGGGCAGAUACUUUAGUGGACAUACAAAAACUCAUGAUGGAAGUCGCCAGUUCAUCAGGGGUAGGACUAGUGUUAGUGAUGCUGUAGACGGAGUCAUUAAAAUAUUCACCAUUGCGGUCACAAUUGUGGUUGUUGCAGUGCCGGAAGGGCUCCCUUUGGCUGUCACCUUGACACUAGCCUAUUCGAUGAGGAAAAUGAUGGCAGACAAAGCAUUGGUGCGGAGGUUGUCUGCCUGUGAGACUAUGGGCUCUGCAACAACAAUUUGUAGUGAUAAGACUGGAACGUUGACUUUAAAUCAGAUGACAGUUGUCGAGGCAUACGUUGGCAAAAAGAAGAUGAAUCCCCCAGAUGACCCCUCACAGUUGCACUCAGAUGCUUCUGCUCUACUGAGUGAGGGCAUUGCACAAAAUACCACAGGCAAUGUUUUUGUGCCAAAGCAGGGUGAUGGAGAUGUAGAGAUCACUGGAUCUCCCACAGAAAAGGCUAUACUUUCUUGGGCUAUGGAGUUGGGGAUGAAGUUUGACAUCAUCAGAUCAGAGACUAUUGUUCUCCAUGUUUUCCCGUUCAACUCAGAGAAAAAACGAGGGGGUGUUGCACUGAAACAGAAGGAUUCAAAAGUUCAUAUACAUUGGAAGGGUGCAGCUGAGAUAGUUUUGACCUCGUGUACAAGGUAUCUUGACUCAAAUGGUUGUGUGCAGUCCAUCCAUGCAGACAAGGACUUUUUCAUGGAAUCUAUUGAUGACAUGGCUGCAAGAAGUCUGAGAUGUGUCGCCAUUGCAUACAGAGCCUAUGAUUUGGCCAAAGUUCCUGUCGAGGAAGAACAAUUGGCUCAAUGGGCUUUACCUGAAGAUGACCUCGUUUUACUUGCUAUUGUUGGAAUAAAAGAUCCUUGUCGUCGUGGAGUCAAGGAUGCAGUAAAAGUAUGCACAGAAGCUGGUGUUAAGGUACGCAUGGUUACUGGAGACAAUCUUCAAACAGCUAAAGCAAUUGCUCUGGAGUGUGGAAUACUUCGUUCAAUUGCAGAGGCUACUCAUCCUAAUAUCAUUGAAGGGAAAGAAUUCCGUGUAUUAUCUGAAAAGGAUAGGGAACAAGUUGCCAAGAAAAUAACGGUAAUGGGAAGGUCUUCCCCGAAUGACAAGCUUUUACUCGUACAAGCAUUACGUAAGGGGGGAGAUGUUGUUGCUGUAACAGGAGAUGGCACUAAUGAUGCCCCUGCACUUCAUGAGGCAGAUAUUGGUCUUUCGAUGGGCAUUCAAGGAACUGAAGUCGCAAAAGAAAGUUCAGAUAUCAUUAUCUUGGAUGAUAACUUUGCUUCAGUUGUCAAGGUUGUUCGCUGGGGGCGUUCUGUGUAUGCAAAUAUUCAGAAAUUUAUUCAGUUCCAGCUUACGGUCAAUGUUGCUGCUCUUGUAAUUAAUGUUGUGGCGGCAAUAUCUUCUGGUGAUGUUCCUCUAAAUGCAGUACAGCUUCUGUGGGUUAACUUGAUCAUGGAUACUCUUGGAGCACUUGCAUUGGCUACCGAACCACCUACAGACCACCUCAUGCGUAGAUCACCAGUUGGCCGAAGGGAACCUCUUGUAACAAACAUUAUGUGGAGGAACUUAAUCAUACAGGCUUUGUAUCAAGUUGCUGUCCUUUUGGUCCUCAAUUUUUCUGGCAAUAGUAUUCUCCGUCUGAAUAAUUACACGAGAGAGCAUGCUGUGGAUGUUAAGAAUACUGUUAUAUUCAAUGCAUUUGUUCUCUGCCAAAUAUUCAACGAGUUUAAUGCUCGAAAGCCUGAUGAAAUAAAUGUCUUUAGUGGAGUGACUAAAAAUCACCUCUUCAUGGCAAUCGUUGGGAUUACUUUUGUCCUUCAGAUAAUCAUCAUUGAAUUCCUUGGAAAGUUCACUUCAACCGUAAGACUUAAUUGGGCAUAUUGGCUUGCAUGUGUUGGCAUCGCGAUCGUCAGCUGGCCUCUUGCUAUAUUUGGAAAACUCAUUCCCGUCCCGAAGACCCCAUUAAGCGAGUACUUCCGCAGACCGAUUCGCUGGUACAGAACUUCCCUUAGAGCAUAGAUCUCAUCUCGUGGGAUUGAGAAAAAGCAUGCUACGAGUAUAAGUUAAAGAUCUCUCUACAUACAGUUUGUUUUUUUUUUGUUUUUUUUUGUUUUUUUAAAUCCUCUUUUUGCAUUCAGACAAUGCUAUAGAGGUUCCUUAUGUCUAAUUUACAUUACCAUUUGUGAAAUUGGCAAGUGGUUUUCUUUGGUUUUGUCUUACGUCGAAAAAAAAAGGGGAAAGAAUAUGAUUUGUAUAUAUUACUUGCCACUGGAGCGUAAUAUUUGGCUCAUUAUGCUUUGUGCAAAACGCCUUAGUUUGGCGACCGUUUGGUUUAGUGCCACCGGUAGUUUGAGAGUAGUGUGGCUUUGGGGAGGUUACGGGAUCGAACCCGCCUUGUGUGUGUGUAAUGCUAAAGUUACUCCUGGACAUUACUUUCAAGCGAAAAGGAAAAACUAUGAAUGACUUUGC
Molecule: messenger RNA, 3999 nt
Organism: Morus notabilis
Lineage: Eukaryota; Viridiplantae; Streptophyta; Magnoliopsida; Rosales; Moraceae
Product: calcium-transporting ATPase 9, plasma membrane-type
Exons: 34
Coding region: 250-3549 (1099 amino acids)
Biological process (GO): calcium ion transmembrane transport
Cellular component (GO): membrane; intracellular membrane-bounded organelle
Molecular function (GO): ATP binding; ATP hydrolysis activity; calmodulin binding
Source: RefSeq, a predicted model, not a curated record